This is a messenger RNA of Larimichthys crocea (large yellow croaker), 2447 nucleotides long. RefSeq names its product family with sequence similarity 110 member B (gene fam110b). The transcript has 5 exons. The coding region runs from base 812 to 2245 and encodes 477 amino acids. The record is from RefSeq and is a predicted model, not a curated record. Lineage: Eukaryota; Metazoa; Chordata; Actinopteri; Sciaenidae.
CCGGAAGCGCGCGUUGUGUUGCCGUCGGCUGUGACAGCGGUGCUGCUGGCUGGGAACAGGAUGCUGUCAGGCCGAACAGACGCACCGACCUAACGGACAGAAACCGCAGCAGCAUCCUUUGUUUUCUGGAGCUGGAUAUCCAGCAACUGUGAGACCCAGCGAUAACCUGCAGCACCUGGAGGAGAAGGGGGAGGUGCCCAGUUUCAACGGCCAGUAGCUUGAAGCACAGGAGCGGCCAAUAGGAGCACUCCAAACUGAUCGUGUCGCAGGCUGAAGGGAGAGCUGAAGUGAGAGUGGAGGAGAGGCGCUGGGGCUUUCCUUUCCCAACAUCGUUUGCUUUUCCUUGGGCCCUGUGGAAGCACUCAUCCACACCACUGCACUGAAAUACACUCAUCACCCUCUUUCCAUUCUGGCACUGCACUCAUUCUCUCUCUUUCUAUCCAUCUAUCUGUCCAUCUUGCUUGAUGAAUAGGUCAGUGGAACCUAGACGCCACAAACCAGUGCAGACCUCGCAGUAAAGAAACAGUGAAAUCAGUUUUGGCUGUGGAGUUGCCCACAGAGCUCGUCCGGCUCAGGUGAUGCAGCAGUGUGUUUGAAUAGAGCCCUUCAGCAGCACGUCAGCACGUCAUCUGGCUCAGUCCCACAGGCUCCCACAGGCAAUGAUGAGGGCCCGUGGGUUUCUCUCUUUCUAGACUUUCUCUCCUUCCACCUUGUGUCUUCAUGUUUUGGGGGUCCUGUGGUGCCCCCGCCCUCUGUCAACCCCCCCGCACCCGCUGCCACCACGGCCGGCCACCCCAGUCGCCUUGUUGCCAUGCCGACAGAGACACUGGCUCCUGCCCUGCCAGAUAGCAAGGCCGCCGGACCCGCGACACCCUUCAGUUCUACCGUGCCCCUCCGCAUCCUCAACAAGGGCCCUGACUACUUCAGGAGACAGGUGGAACCUAACCCGAAGCGUCUCAGUGCUGUCGAGAGACUAGAAGCGGACAAGGCCAAGUAUGUCAAGAGUCAGGAAGUUAUCAACGCCAAACAAGAGCCAAUCAAACCACCCGUGCUGGCUAAGCCCCCCGUCGGCCACGCCCUCCUGUCUAAGAGAGGCUCCGGGGUCGGCGGAGGAGGAAAUGGAGGAGGGAUGCCUUUCAAAGCAUCCAAUAACAAUGCCAAGUCAGACACGUGUGCGACGAGCAGCGGUGGCAGCAAACGAGAGAACUUAAACCUGGAGAUCCUAAAAAAUCUGCUGAACUCAUCGUCCUCUCCAGGGGCAGAAGGACUGGGAGGUGGAGCUAAGAGUGCUGUGCUGAUGAGGUCAUCAGGAGGAAUGCCCAGAAGUUGGACACCAUCGGGGAUGCCGUUAACCUACCGAUCUACAAUGACACUCAAUGAGCAACCAGCAGACUCGGCUCCCAGUCCUAGCACCUCACACUCCCUCCGAUCCUUCUCCCAUUCCCUGAAGGUCCCUCCAAUCAACAGCGGGGGACGCCGCAGUCCUCAACAGGGAGGAAACCUCAAUCUCAGCAGACGAGUCCUGGAUGAGAGAGGAGGUGAAGGAUUAGUUAUGGAACGAUCUCGCUCCCCGCUACCGCCUCUGCUCACAUCCCACUCCUCGUCCGACCUCCUGCGACUGUGUAAUGGCAAGCCACUCCGUGCAGCCCGAUCCAGCAGCUCCUCAGCUCCACCCCUUCCUCCAAAACCCAACCCAGCCUCCCUCCCUCCUCCCGCACUUUCCUUGUCACUGCCUCCCCCUCGUCCAACUCCAUCCCCGUCGCCCUGCAACAACACCACCCCUCAGUCACUACCUUGUGAUUUCGGGGACUCUUCCAAUACUUCAGCCGACCCCAACCUGGAGCUUGAGCUUGGUUCAUCCGUGGCACGUCGCUCCUCCCUACAUAGAUCUAAAUCAGACCUGUCAGACCGGUAUGCCCGGGCUGGAGCUGAUGUUGAACGCUUUUUUAACUACUGCGGCCUUGACCCUGAAGAGCUGGAGGCAGUUGGUCCAGAAAACUUUGCACGGGCCAACUCGGACAUCGUCAGCCUCAACUUCCGAUCAGCUUCUAUGAUCUCCUCCGACUGCGACCGGUCACGGCGGUCCUCCAAUGAUGGACUGUCAGACGCAGAUGAGGACGAGGAAGAGGAGGCCGGGGAGCGGGUUCCAUAUGGCAUCUCAGCUGUGGAACGAAAUGCAAGAGUCAUUAAGUGGCUGUACAGCAUCAAACAGGCGAGAGAGACACAGAAAGUCUCACAUGUUUAGGACAAGUGGAUUGGAUGUAAUGCUGUAAUCUAUCUACAAACUGCCCCAUGUUCGAGAAUUGGCUCCCGGGUUUAGAUACUGUGAUGUUGGGGCUGAACUUAAAGUUUGUUAAAAUGUAGAAAUGGAUGAAUGAAUGGAUGGAAGAGAAAUUCUGAUAAGUGUAACACAAACUAGGUAAGAAAACAGCAGAAAUGUUUAAUAA